Cetraspora pellucida is the source of this 396-nucleotide messenger RNA. The record is from the annotation of a GenBank genome assembly. Lineage: Eukaryota; Fungi; Glomeromycota; Glomeromycetes; Diversisporales; Gigasporaceae.
AUGUUACUUAGUGUAGUUGUUGGUUCAACUUCCUUUGAAUAUAUUUACACAAUAAAUAAAAUUACUUAUUAUUCUUUUAAAGAGGCAUGUAUUGCUUUAAACCUAUUACAAGAAGAUGAAGAUGAUGAUAUACUCUUUCAAACUUGUUGUGAUACUGAAAAUAUGACUCUUGAACUUAGAAAUACUAAUAUACAAAAUAGAGCUCUUCUUCAUUUACAAUCUAUCUUAAGUAAAUAUAAAAGAUGUCUUGAGGAGUUUCUAUAUAUGCCUAUUCCAAUUGCUGAUACUAAUACUGAACAAAAUAAUCAUCUAAUUAGAGAAAAGCAACAAUAUAAUAUUAAAGAACUUGUAAAGAUUAUUAAAAAAGAACUUUUGUGUUUAAAUGUAGAUCAGUGA